Messenger RNA from Asparagus officinalis (garden asparagus), 2556 nucleotides. Its product is annotated as E3 ubiquitin-protein ligase bre1-like. The transcript is spliced from 11 exons. The record is from RefSeq and is a predicted model, not a curated record. The coding region runs from base 160 to 2238 and encodes 692 amino acids. NCBI's taxonomy places the organism in Eukaryota, Viridiplantae, Streptophyta, Magnoliopsida, Asparagales, Asparagaceae.
AGCUCUUAUCACAUGUCUGAAAGAAUAAAGUACAGGAGGAGACCGAAAACCAACCAUAUCUUCACUUUUCAUCUCCACUUCUCUCUUCACUCACCGUCUCCUUUCUCCGUCUUCUCCUCUUCAACGAGACACAAGAAACCCUAACUGAGCUCCAAAUCCAUGGCAACGGUAGCGAGUCCGUCUUCUCCCAACUCUCUCCAGCUCCGAUUCGGCCGCGGGAGCGUCAGACCCCCUUCGUCCUUCUUCAUCAUUCGAUUUCGGCCCUCGAUUCGUCGGAUUCGGCUCCAAAUCUCCGUCAAUGGAAGCAAAGAACCUCAUGAUUCUUUCGCCGGUUGGUCUGGAUCUGAGGGCGAUGACGGGGGUGAUUCGAAGAAGAAUAAGGAUCGAUUUGGAGGAAUGUUGGGAGCUGGGCUUGCUGGUGUCCUUUUUACUGCAGGGGUUGCAUUUGCAUCACUAUCUCUGAAAGGUAGAACUACUUCAGGAGUUAAACAGCAGAUGGAGCCACUAACAAGAGAGCAAGAAAUGCUAUUUUCCUCUGACAAUCAGGUUGCAAAAGCUGAUCAGACCAAGAAUGAAGCUAGCACGGUGCUAUCAGACGAACAGACCAAGAUAGACAACUGUAAUGCAGAACUCCAGGAAGCUUUGCAGGUGCCUCCUGGAAAAGUUUUGGUUCCUGCAGUAGUUGACCAGGUUCAGGGCCAGGCAUUCACAGCCUUACAAGUUCUGAAGGUUAUUGAGCCUGAUGCCCAACCGGGUGAUUUAUGUACUCGUCGGGAGUAUGCUCGAUGGUUGGUAUCUGCAAGCAGUGCUCUUUCAAGGAAUCCAAUAUCAAAAGUUUAUCCUGCAAUGUACAUAGAGAAUGUAACAGAGCUGGCAUUUGAUGAUGUCACUCCUGAAGAUCCGGACUAUUCAUGCAUUCAAGGCUUAGCAGAAGCCGGAAUAAUCUCUAGCAAGCUUUCCGAAUCUGAUCUGAAAGGAACUUCCGGUGGAGAGCAGGAUUCUUUCUUCUUCUCUUCUGAGAGUCCUGUAUCACGUCAAGAUCUUGUCAGUUGGAAGAUGGCUUUGGAGAGAAGGCAGCUUCCAGAAGUCGACAGAAAUUACCUGUACAAAUGCUCUGGAUAUAUAGACAUCAAUAGAAUAGACAAAGAUGCUUGGCCUGCUUUGGUUGCUGAUUUGUCUGCUGGAGAACAGGGCAUCGUAGCGCUUGCUUUUGGUUACACCAGAUUGUUUCAGCCUAACAAACCUGUCACAAAAGCACAAGUUGCUAUUGCUCUUGCUACUGGUGAUUCGGCUGAGGUGGUUGCGGAGGAACUUACACGGCUUGAAGCAGAAUCAUUGGCCGAGACUGCUGUGAAUGCCCACACUGCUUUAGUAGCAGAAGUUGAGAAAGAACUUAAUGCUAGUUUUGAGGCAGAGCUUUCCAAAGAAAGAGAGAAGAUAAACUCUCUGGAGAAAUUGGCCGAGGAAGCAAGGGUCGAAUUGGAAAGGUUAAAAGCUGAAAGAGAUGAAGAAAAUAAUGCUCUUUACAGGGGACGUGCUGCUGUUGAAUCAGAAAUGGAAGUCCUUUCAAGACUAAGACAUGAGGUGGAAGAGCAGUUGCAAGACCUCAUGAGUAAUAAGAUGGAGAUAGCUUUUGAGAGGGAUAGGAUUAAUAAACUUCGAAAGGAAGCAGAAAGUGAGAACCAGGUCAUUGUCCAGUUGCAGUAUGAAUUGGAAGUUGAGAGGAAAGCUUUGUCCAUGGCAAGGUCUUGGGCUGAGGAAGAGGCAAAGAGAGCUAGGGAACAAGCCAAAGCACUUGAGGAGGCCAGAGACAGGUGGGAGAGCCGUGGUCUCAAAGUUGUCGUUGAUGCAGAUCUCGAAGAAGAUGCUUCAACUGGAAUCACAUGGCUUUCUGCAGGACAACAGACCCCUGUUGAUGAGACAGUAAACAGAGCAGAGAACUUAGUUGCGAAACUCAAGUCAAUGGCUGCUGAAAUUAAAAUCAAAUCGUCUGCUGCCAUUGAGAGAGUAAUUCAAGUGAUUCUCUCUCUAAUUUCUUCUCUGAAAAGCAUGGCUUGCAAGGGAUCUAGGCAUGUUAUGGAGCUCGAACAUAGCAUUGUUUCAAAAGCAAGUAAAUCAAUAGAUGAGCUCAAGGAAAAUGCUUCUGGAUUCAGUUCAAGCAUCAGUGACAAAGCAAGAAGAGCUGUUGAAGAUUGCAAGGAAGGCGUCGAGAAAUUCACUCAGAAAUUCAAGGCCUAGAGAUGUGAUCUUUAUCUUUAUACAGUACUUUUGUGGGAUUUUGAUGAAUUGUAACUGCCGAGAAUUGCUGUUGUUCCCAUAUAUUUCAGGAAGUUUAUAGGAAUAAUAAAGUGAGAAUCAGAUUGGAUCGGAUAUUCUAGAGUCUGGUUUCAGAAUAAAAGCCCAUGAGUUGUAUACAUUGUGCAAUUUUUUAAUCCUCUUCUCUGCGUGUGCAAGAAAUGGAGUAAUAAUUGCGGGCAAUUUUUAUAAGAAAACCUUCGGAUGUAUAAAUUGGUGGGAAUUAAGUGAUCUUGCUGGAACAAUUCAUGAAAUUUGAAA